Messenger RNA from Etheostoma spectabile (orangethroat darter), 1800 nucleotides. RefSeq names its product SET domain bifurcated histone lysine methyltransferase 1a (gene setdb1a). The record is from RefSeq and is a predicted model, not a curated record. The transcript is spliced from 10 exons. Lineage: Eukaryota; Metazoa; Chordata; Actinopteri; Perciformes; Percidae. Gene Ontology annotation, biological process: negative regulation of gene expression; heterochromatin organization. The coding region runs from base 236 to 1657 and encodes 473 amino acids. Gene Ontology annotation, molecular function: histone H3K9 methyltransferase activity. Gene Ontology annotation, cellular component: nucleus.
UUCUAUAUGAAGACGCUCCAGUCACGUAUUUAUAACCACGUCGGCGACAGGGCAACGCUGUUUUGAGUUGAUGUUAAAAAAAACUGGUUACCUUCGCUUUUUUUUUAUUCUUUAAUGAGCUUAAAAUGUGAAGUAGAAAGACUUGUUGGUCUUCUGUAGGGAAACAGGGGGUAGCAGUGAGCUCACGGCUUGGUGCAGCAGCAUUACAGGCAGAGGCUGUUACUAUUAACGGUCCAUGAUUACAGGCGAAGAAGACGGCGCACUCAAAAAAGUAGCUAGUCUACACAAAGUGGUUAUGGAGGGGGAUGAGAUGGAGAUGAGCAAAGAGGAGCUCCAAAAGUGGAUCAGAGAGAAGAUAAAGAAGAACAACCUGAUCUCCACAAAUGUGCUAGAGAAAUACAAGCUGCUGCAAUCUCUGCUGGAUAGGAGGGAGAAACAGGCUGCCUACCUCCUAAAGCUCUGCGAGUCUGUGUCAGCAUGUGAAGCGAUUGUGAGGAAACAGUACUCUUUGCUGGGGUGGCAAUACAGAGACACAGAUUCUGAUGAAGAUGAUGAUACAAAAGGCUCUGGAAAUGCCAUUCCCCGCUCUACUACUAAUGGCCCUACUCCUCUGUUACCAAAGCAACAGGACAAAAGGAACAUGGCAAAUGGCAAAAAAAGCUAUAUCAGUCUAAAGAGAAAACCAGUGGUGGUCUUGACCAGAAUUUCUAUGUCUCAGAUCAGUUCUUUAUGUCCUCCAAGGCCUCAGAAUCACAAUUGUGAAGAUGACUCCUUAAACAAUUCGGACUGUAAUGUGCAGUGGGAACCACUUGAGGUAUCUUCUUAUCCAAGUGAUUCUGAUUAUUCUAUCUCAAGUGAUAAGACUUGGUCAAGCAAGAGGAGAAAAAAAGAUCAAAAGAAUUCAACAUGUACCAGUGAUAAAGCACCUCAAGCCAGCACAAAUACAGAUCCUGAGAGCAACGUAACAAAAACAUCACCUCAAGCCGGCACAAAUACAGAUGCUGAGAGCAACGUAACAAAAACAUCACCUCAAGCCAGCACAAAUACAGAUGCUGAGAGCAAGGCCACAAAACCAUCAAAACUCCAAGCAAGUACCAUAACAGAUGCUAAAUGCAACAUCACGAAAACAUCAACAAUGCCAGCAAAAAGCAAGGCAACACACCCUGUGUGCAUCGUCACUACUCUCUGCCAAACCACUGACAAAGAUAGCAAGACCCCUCCUAGCGUUCCACCAGGAGUGCUCAAAGUGAACAUGAGUGUCCUGGCCAGAAGGAAGGCCAUGAGCUGGCAGCAGGGUAAAAUCUUGGAAAUAGUGACAAAGGAAGAUGGUAGGUUGAAAUACAAGAUUAAUUUUGAGGAGAAAAAAAAGACCCUAUUUUCUGGCCACCACAUCGCCUUUGACUACAUGCCAAAGAUAGAUGAGCUGUUUGUCGGUGCUCGUGUGGUAGUCAAGUUUCAAGAUAAAGAAACACGGUUCUGCCCUGGUGUCCUGGCAGAGCUCCCCAGCAGAAAAAACCGCAUGAGGUUCCUGGUCUUCAUUGAUGAUCACACGCCAGUCUAUGUUGGUUUACCUUUACUUCACCUGGUGUGCAGACCAUCAACUUACAUGCAUUCAGCCAUGAAGAUAAGUACGGAACCGCAUAAUGAUACAUUUUAAGCAGUGACAGACCCUUUGGACGAUAUUCCAGAUGGCAUCCACAAGACAUUCAUGAAGCAGUAUCUAAAGGCCUGGCCUUACCCACCACAGACUCAGUACAGGAUUGGACAGGCAGUUAAUGCAGAACUUAAUGGAGUCAUGCA